Messenger RNA from Strongylocentrotus purpuratus (purple sea urchin), 821 nucleotides. RefSeq lists its product as uncharacterized. Bases 117 to 692 code for a protein of 191 amino acids. The record is from RefSeq and is a predicted model, not a curated record. The transcript has 7 exons. NCBI's taxonomy places the organism in Eukaryota, Metazoa, Echinodermata, Echinoidea, Camarodonta, Strongylocentrotidae.
AUAUCCGCAGUUACAACUCUAUAAUUGAUAUUAGUAUCUGAUAUUGCGAUUCAUAUACCAGCAGCUUGCUAUUUUAUCUGUAACUGAUAUAAUUGAGUAUUAUAAGAGUGUGCAAUAUGGCGAUUAUGACGCGGUGUGUUUGUUUCCCCAAUACUCGAAGCGGAUCAAUAGCUGCAGCAGUCUAUUCGUUGAUCUACAGCGUAGGAUAUAUUGCGAUAUGGAUCAUACAAUUCAUAGGUCUUCAAUCGAGUACCAGUGGUAUUGAGAAUGUUUCAGCUUAUGGAUAUGGAGUUUAUGCAGCUUAUAUCAUCGACAUUAUCGUACUUGGUCCCCUUUUCAUCACUUCAAUCAUCCUUCUUAUAGGCGUGUUAAAGAACACUAAAUGCCUACUGAUCCCUUACAUGGUGGCUAUAACAGCUUUGAUUGUCUUCCAAGCCGUUGCAUGGUUUGUUCAACUCUUUAGCUGGUACAAACUGAAUGACAAAAUAGAAACAUCUUUAUACAUCAGCCUCGCUGCCUGGAUUGUGCUGGCAGUUAUAAAUGUGAUAUGUCUUCUCUGCGUCAUUGCGCAGUACCAAACUCUCCGGGAAAGUUCUGACCAGGAACAUGACGUCACUGUCGCCUAUACACCCACCCGUCCAAAGGAUAUCACCGCACCGACCGAGACUACUGUGGCAUCGUACCCAGUCUAAAGCCAGUAAGCACAGCCAGCAGUGGUAAACAACACCAGCCUUGCUCUUAACACCUACAACUUACAACCAAUCGCUGUCCUAACAGACAAGAUGGACAUGCUCCUGUUUUAAUUUAGAUUAAUUUAAAAA